GGCAAUUUGAAAUUUACACAAGACGUACGGACGGUGAAAGCAAUUACCAGGCAUUAACCCUGACAACAACUCGCACCACGCUACCGCGUGGUUUUGGUUUUUCUUUUGGGGUUUUGAUGGAUCGAAAUUUUUUCUAAUUAGGAUUGGACAAACUCAAACGAGAAUCUUGAAAGCUCCUUGGAAAAAACAACAGAAUUCCGCACCAAAUUUCUAACAACAAAUUAUCCCAGCACCGUACCAACCAAACCCCUAAUAAAAAAAAAAAUCCCCAUCCUCUUGCUUCCCCCUCCCAAUUUCCCUCUCCUCUGUUACCACACCAAAACUCUCUCCCACAUCAAGCAACUCACCACGGAGGAGAAGUAAAACAAGAAAAUAAAAAUAAAAAAUAAAAAAAAAAUAAACACGAUGAUGAUCCAUUCUCUCUUCCUCCUCCUCGUCGUCCUCUCUUUCCUUUCCCUGCUUACCAGUACCUUCGGGUCCUCAGCCGAUGAUGCUUCUUCUGCCGCCAAUUGCUCUUCUUCCUCCACCUGCGGCGGCGUCGAGAUCUCCUAUCCGUUCUGGCGCUCCGACGGUCCUCCGUCUUUCUCCGCCGUCCACUGCGGCUACCCCGGAUUCGGGAUCGCCUGCGAAGAAGACAAGCAGCAGCCUAUCCUCCAGAUCGGCUCCGGCCACUCCUACAAGGUCACCAAUAUCGAUUACGCCAACCGCACCAUCAACCUCACCGACAUGGAUGUCAUCCUAGCGACCCCCGACACGAUUGGGUGCCCGAGAUCCCUCCACAACUUCACGUUCUCCAGCGACGUCGCCUCUUCGCUGAAUUACACCGGCGCGGACGCCAACCUCACCUUCUUCUUCGGCUGCCCCGACCCUGCAGGCCUGCAGCCCGAUUUUCCGCACAACGUGAUUCCCUGCCUCGGCUACGAGGGCAACAGCACCUUCGUCUUCCGGAGUGACGACGUCCCGUAUAACUUUACUUUUUGGAGCGGCACGUGCGAGGACGUAGUGGUGGCGCCGGUGCUGCUUGAUAUCCUGGCGACGUAUAAUUUCAGCGAGGCGCUGAAUUACGGGUUCCAGCUGGCCUGGAUGGCGGGCGCUGCCGAAGGGUGCGGGGAAUGCGAGAGCUCCGGCGGGCGCUGCGGCUUCAACCAGACGAGCGCUUCUCCCCUCUGCUUCUGCCCCGACGGGACGCGAGCCGGCGGCGAUUGCCCUGGUUAUCAGAGUUCAAAGAAGAGUUGGAGAAAAGAAGUAUUCAUUGGAGUUGGAGGGGUUCUGUUUGUGUGCCUAUGUCUCGUUGCUUGUCUCUUAUAUUAUAAGAAGUCUUGUGACUUGCUAGUUUGUUGGAAGAAGAAAUCAAAGACUACGCCAAGUGUUGAAUCCUUCGUACAGAAAUACGGAUCCUUAAACACAAAAUGGUACAGAUAUUUAGAAGUAAAACGAAUGACGAAGUCUUUUGCUGACAAGUUGGGACAAGGUGGUUUUGGUAUUGUUUAUAAAGGAAGUCUUCCUAAUGGCCAUCUUGUUGCUGUGAAGAUACUAACAAAUUCUAAGGAAAAUGGGGAGGAAUUUAUCAAUGAAGUUGCUAGUAUUAGCAGAACAUCUCAUGUCAAUAUUGUUAGACUCUUAGGGUUUUGUUUAGAUGGAUCAAAGCGAGCUCUUAUUUAUGACUUUAUGCCGAACGGAUCGCUAGAGAGAUUUAUUUUUAACGACAGGUCUCAAAUAGAAUCUGCACUUGGCUGGAAUAAGUUAUUCGAGAUUGUAGUUGGUGUUGCUCGCGGGCUAGAGUAUUUGCAUCGUGGAUGCAACACCCGGAUAGUUCAUUUUGAUAUCAAACCUCAUAAUAUUUUAUUGGAUCGGGAUUUUUGUCCUAAGAUUUCUGAUUUUGGAUUGGCAAAAUUAUGCACUUCAAAAGAGAGCAUUAUCUCGCUGAUAGGUGCGAGAGGGACAAUUGGGUAUAUCGCACCAGAAGUCUUUUCUAGAAACUUUGGAGUUGUCUCAAGUAAAUCUGAUGUUUAUAGCUAUGGUAUGAUGGUACUUGAAAUGGUCGGAGGAAGAAAAAAUCUUAAUGUUACCACAACAAGUAGCAGCGCAACUUAUUUUCCUCACUACCUUUAUAAAAAUAUUAAUCAGUACUGUGUAGAAGCUUGUGGUGACAAUGGUGAGGCUACAGAGAUAGUUAGAAAGAUGAUUCUAGUUGCAUUAUGGUGUAUUCAAACCAUGCCAGAUGAUCGUCCUUCAAUGAGUAGAGUGGUAAAUAUGUUGGAAGGUGACAUCAGUGAUCUACAACUACCACCUAAGCCAUAA
Molecule: messenger RNA, 2301 nt
Organism: Ananas comosus (pineapple)
Lineage: Eukaryota; Viridiplantae; Streptophyta; Magnoliopsida; Poales; Bromeliaceae
Product: LEAF RUST 10 DISEASE-RESISTANCE LOCUS RECEPTOR-LIKE PROTEIN KINASE-like 2.1
Exons: 3
Coding region: 406-2301 (631 amino acids)
Biological process (GO): protein phosphorylation
Molecular function (GO): protein kinase activity; polysaccharide binding; ATP binding
Source: RefSeq, a predicted model, not a curated record